Messenger RNA from Tachysurus fulvidraco (yellow catfish), 5886 nucleotides. RefSeq names its product D site albumin promoter binding protein a (gene dbpa). The record is from RefSeq and is a predicted model, not a curated record. Gene Ontology annotation, molecular function: DNA-binding transcription factor activity, RNA polymerase II-specific; RNA polymerase II cis-regulatory region sequence-specific DNA binding. Gene Ontology annotation, biological process: regulation of transcription by RNA polymerase II. Gene Ontology annotation, cellular component: nucleus. Bases 1447 to 2523 code for a protein of 358 amino acids. NCBI's taxonomy places the organism in Eukaryota, Metazoa, Chordata, Actinopteri, Siluriformes, Bagridae. The transcript is spliced from 4 exons.
GAGAAUCUUAUUUAUUGUACAGAAUAUUUCCAUGGCUUACACAUGUAUACAUUCCAUCCCCCUCUCCUAUUUACGUAUAAAAUGUCCAGUAACAUAUCUACAAACUGGGAAAAAAAAGCCACUGGAUCUCCAGACUGUGUAGUUGUUGCAUUAAUCCACUAGAUCUACACUAUAUAGCGUGAUGGUGCUUUACUGUCGUCUCACGCGGCCCUAGCAAUAGAGGGAGCAGCAGGGGGAGGAGCUAGUCUCUUAAAUCGGACCAAUAGGAAUCGGUGAGCAGUGACCUACUUUAGUCCAAUCACAGCGCAGGAUGGCUGCCGGUAAGGUAGUAACCGCGCGUGCACAGGCCAUGUGCUUCAGUUGGGCCACGAGUUUUUUUUUUUUUUAAACAUAAUAAUAACUAUGAUGACCGAUAUCAGUUUUAAUUGUCGUUUUUAAUGCAUGCUAUUUAAAACAGUAUAUAUAUAUAUUUUUAUUUAUUAUUUAUUCUCUCUAAAAUAAACUUGUCAUUAAAAGCACCGCAUGCAUUUACAUCAUUUUAACUCAGAACAAUAAGGAAAACGUGCGCCAUCGUUAAUGUAUAUAUAUAUGUGUAUAUGAGUGUAUAUACUCAGCCUGUGCUACGGGCGCUUUGGCCAAAGCUGACGUGAUUAAUAUUCAUGAGCCACGCCCACCUGUAAUCGUUUAUACAUGAGCAGCGCCCCCGUGAGAGGUGACGUCACGCGCGCUCGCCCGUGUUCGUUCCAGCUGACCGUGUAGCCGCGAUUCCGUGCGCUCGUUCCACUGACACGGACCAGGCGCUGGGUGACAACAGCAGAGCAACAACAACAACAACAACAAAUAAAUAACGACAGGGAAGAGACACGUGACAGCAGAUCAGAUCGUUCCCGUGUGUGUGUUAUUAAGUGACGUGUGGAGACUUGGAGCGCAGAGACGAUUUGGAGAUUUUUUGUCGCCUGAAACGCGUCUGGCUUUAAUGGACGCCUGGCGUUUCCAGAUUAGUCGCUUUUUCCGGGAAUAAUAGCUUGUCCGGGCCCGAAGGAGCUCCAGCUGGAGUUGGUGUAAAAUGUCAGCAGCAGAUAAACGGACUAAGCUCCGGAGAACACAGCAACACCGCCAGCUUCUGUUCCUUCACUGUAACUUGUGUUGAGCACAGAGACCGAGACGCGUCCUGGGCGCCAGGUUUAAACGGUUCCUCAACCACAACAUGGAGCUCGGUGCUGCUCCAUAGGGACAUCGUUUUGCGUCCGUGUGCAAAUUGUAAGGAAAAUGGAUUAAUACUAAAGCACUUUAUGGAAGCGUUCAGGAUGCGCUUUGAGGUUUAAACCCUCUCCUUAUCAUCAAUGGUCAGCUGAGCUGCUUCAUCCGGACGCAGUUCCUUAUCAUCACUUACAGGGCUUUGUGAUUGUGAUUUAAAAGUGAACCCAAGCCAAGUACAAUCAGGCGAUGUCCAGGCCUCUCUCUCAGCUUCUACCUCCUCCAGAUAUCCCCUCUGGAGGCAGUGCACAGUUUGGUCCUACUACAGCACCCAAUGGUCACCUGGGCACAGUGGCCAGUCUAAAGUCUCUCCUCCAGCUUCCCAUUAAAGGAGACAUCAGAGGGAAAGACUGCUGUGAGAUGAUCGAUCAAGACAAACCAUUGGACUCUGAUGAGGAUUCACUGGGUGGAAUUGGCAAUGGGGCCAGUGGCUCUAUUCGCACCUCUUCCCAGACCACUUUCCUGGGGCCAUUGCUGUGGGAACGCACUCUACCAUGUGAUGGUGGCUUAUUCCAGCGGCAGUUCAUGGACUUGGAGGAGUUCCUGACAGAGAACGGCAUGGGGUGCAUGCCACUGGGGAACACCUCAGGUGCUCAGGCUCUCAUCCCAUCGCAGAGCAUGCAAUCAGCCAUUCCAAGUCAGAGCUCUUCACCGUCUCCAGGCUCAUCCUCUGCAUCCUCCAUCUCUUCCCUCUCAUCUUCGUCCUCCUCAUCCUCACUUCUGGGACUAGAUGUGCCACAGGUCCCGACCCCGGGAAUGCUGGGAAGCCCUGAGUGUCUGCAAGGAGGACAGGCCAUGCAGCAGGACCCAUCACCAAGCUCUUCCUGCCCACCUCCACCAGUACCCAGCACCGGUGCCCCUGCAGCAGAUGUCAUGGUGAACUUUGACCCUGACCCUGCUGACCUGGCCCUGUCCAGCGUACCGGGUCAGGAGGCGUUUGACCCACGUCGGCAUUGCUUUUCUGAGGAGGAGCUCAAGCCUCAACCUAUGAUCAAGAAGGCUCGCAAAAUGUUGGUGCCCGAUGAGCAGAAGGUAGUGUGUGUGGAGUCGGAUGAAAAGUACUGGAGCCGACGUGUGAAGAACAACGAGGCGGCGAAGCGCUCGCGUGACGCACGGCGCCUUAAGGAGAACCAGAUAUCCGUCCGUGCCGCUUUCCUCGAGCGGGAGAACGCCGCGCUCCGACAGGAAGUGGCCGACAUGCGCAAAGAGCUCGGGCGCUGUCGCAACAUCAUCAACAAAUAUGAGAAUCGCCACGGAGACUUAUGAAGAAGAAAGAAAGAAAGAAGGAGCAGUUCGGUCUCUAGAAAAAAUGACAAUUGAAGGGCAGGUCGUCAAACCAGCGCUCAGAAAUUUAGCCGAGGUUUUUUUUCUUCUUUCCUAAACCUGCACUUUAACACUUGCAAAUCAUGUUUGUUUAAACGUGUGGCAUCGUGCAUGGAUGCAGCACUCAGUUGCUAACAGAUCAGAAAUCCCAGUGAAAGGGAAUGCUCACAAAGUCUAGAAGAAACACUGUUCACGUUCAUAUGAGUUGUUUCUCUUUUUUUUUUUUUUGACUGUCAUAAUUACACUAAAUCCUAAAUCAUUAAGGGACGUCGUCGACUCGGUAUUCAGUGUUGCUCGGACUUCACAAGCAUUUCUUAUUCUCCUUAUUUUUCAGAAGAUUCUGCAGAUGAUGCUGGUAAUAUUUUCUAUGACUAAGAAAAAAAAGAAAAGACCUUGUAUAUUUUUGACACGGCUUUGGACAGAAAGAAACAGAAGAACAGAAGAGGAGGAGAAGGAGACAGCAUAAAGAUUUAGGCAGGAAAUUUGUAUAUUUUUAUACUUAAAGGUGCAGACAGGGAAAGAGAUUUUGGAAAUAAUUUUUGCCUCUAUAUUUUAUAUAAAUGGGUGGGUUUACAGGGCAUUUGUGAAGAAAGAGGGCUAUACGAAGAUGUUUCUGAAAUCAGGUUGUGUAGUGUGGCUGAACGAGAGAACGUGUGAUACAGCAAUGAAAGAAUGAGACGAAUCACAUCAAGCUUUCACGAUGGACAGAAACGCGUCAGAGCAACUCAAAGCAAACCGAAGCAAACCUAAGUGUUUUGAAAUCACAUUACGGAUUUGUACCUAAUUUUAUAUGUUGGAUUUUUUUUUCCUUCAGUUUUCGUGUGUUUUGUCCCAGAUUUGAGAGGAAAAAGGAGAAAAGCAGGAGGUCUGGACAUUUACACCCUGUCACAACAUUACGGAUGAGGAACGGAUGUACAAAAGAUUUUCCAUGUAUAUAUUUAAGCGUUCAAAUUUCUAUUCCAUGUAAACACACAAACUUGGAUUGCAUGUGCACAAAACCAGAUGUUUUUUAAGUCGCAUAAUACCACACAGUUAUUUCAGCACAACGCUCCCUGAUCCCUCACACCCUCGUUCUUUUCCUCACACUCGCCGAUUUUCUGACGUUUUCCACCGAUUCUGGUUUUAAAGCGUUUAUUUUGUCCAAGUUUAGUUGGCAGUGAGUGUGUUGCAUGGUAGCUCAUUUCUUUUCUAUACUGUAUGAUCAGCACGGAAAAAAAAUACCCGUGUCGUCCUUUUUUUGGUACAGAUUCCUUGCACUAACCGUGUCUCUGUUUAAAUCGUACGAGAAAUCUUAAUCUAUUAGAAGUGUUGGAUGUAAAUUCCCAAGCUAUAUUCUAACAAAAUGAAUGCACCCUGAUACUACUGUAAAAAAAAGAAAAGAAAAAAGAAUAUACUAUUAUAUCAAAGUUCUAAUGACCUGUAUGAGAGGAAAAUAUUAUAUCACUAGAUAUGUCUGUAAAUAUCAAUAUAUGUGAAUAUGUGAUUUGUAGAGGUAAUUUGCAUAAAUGUAGUAUAUACAGAAAUCUAUUACAUCACAAAAAAAGGACCUACACCCCGAACUCUGGAAACACAACAAAUUUUCAAACGAACCUAAUGGAAAUGUUUUGCUAAAACACAAUAUUUAAGAGAAUUUUAAUUCCCUCCUGCUGCUCUUAAUAUAAAUACAAUCAUAAAUAAAUUUCAAUAAAUAAAUACUAUUUAUCGGCACCCUUUAAGAAAAUUAACAGAAAUGGAUAACUUAAAAACGUAACAUGUGCAAUAUGUGAAUUUUUUGAGAUUGUGUUAACAUUGUAAAGUUAGUUUUUAUUUCGAAAACCAUUUCAGAACGAUCUAUUACUCUUUCAGUUACAUCUCACGAGAAGAGUUCGGAGAAACGUGUCGAGGACGCUUUGCCCACAAACUCCUUUCUAUUCUUAAGGUUGUACAUGUGUACAAUUCAGUACCAGGUUCAACUGGAUCCAAAUCCAGAGACUGAGAGGAUCUUUGCAACACAUUGCUUUUGUGUUUCUCUAAACGUUUCUGUUAAAACUAUUUUGCUUUCUUAACCUUUUUAUAACAUGUGAAACAGUUCAUCAUGACCCUCGUUGUCUUUAACUAUAUAUAUAUAUAUUUUUUUUCCAUGUGUGCGGCCUCAUAUUUCUAUCCCAGGGAAACAGGAAAUGGUUCAAGAACAACAGAUUUCCUGUGCCAAGGCAAAAUAAUCUAAUAAUAUAAAUUGUCAUAUUGUAAUAUAUAAUAAUGUCAGAUUGUUUGAAUUUAUAUCAAAUAUUCCUUAAUCGUUUUGGCACGUGUAUGUCUAAGAGAAAAUAUUAUUUGUUAAAAAAACAAAUAUAAACAAAGAUAAAUAGUCAGAGUGGAAGAUUUUCAUUGCGGUGUGUAAUGUUUAUAUUAUAUAUUAUACAUUCAGGUUUGCUCAUUUUUAUGAAGGAUGCCAAUAAUUAUGGAGGACAAUGUAUAUAAAAAGCUCAGUGUUGAUUUGCACAUGACAAUGUCAUUUCCCCCAUUUAUUUCUUGUUCUUUCGUUUCUAAAUCCUUCUUCUUCUUCUUCUUCUUCUUCUUCUUAUUAUUAUUAUUAUUAUUAUUAUUAUUAUUAUUAUUAUUAUUAUUAUUAUUAUUAUUGCUAUCAUUAUCAAUUUUUAUAUUAUUCCGGUUACUAUUUCUCUAUUCCUUUUUCUCGUUUCUAACGAAAUGCUCACCUUUGUAGUAAUAACACCAUCUCGGAAAACAAAUAUUGCCAUUUGACACAUCGUCGGUGCCAUCGUUGGACACAUCAUUGGUGCCAUCCAUCACCUAAAUCACUGUAUGUGUGAGUUUAUACAAGCUGGUAAAAACAAACCAGAUUUUUUUUUCUUCUGGAAGAAUUAAAUCUACUCCAUCUGCCAGCAUUGACUUGGUGCAGCUUUUCCUUCCGCACAUCAAAGGAGUAUGAUUUUUGUUACAUCAAAUCUUUGUAGAAGCUUAAAUGGAAACUUUUGGCAGUGCUAUUUUUCUAUAUUACCCUCUACACAUGUUAAAGGAGUUUCACAGGCACUGGUAGCUUAUCCUUCUCCCCCCCAUUGACAAGUUUCUUACCAGUUGUUAUUGCGGGUAUUGUAUUCAUCAUAUUUUGCCUCUUUCCAUGUGGAAUAUUAACAGGUCCCUGGUUGUGACUGUUAUUAACUACAAAUACAAAGAGCACACCACUAUACAAAUGUAUUAGAACCAAUAAUAUCUAAUGUUCUAUUUGUGGAGAUGCUGGAAAAUGUGCUCUGGCUUUUUUCCUGACACACCAAUAAAUAAAUGAUUGCCAUUAUACACCAAUGAGAA